UCCACCGGUACCACUACCUACCCAGUCUCCCACACCACUGAAGAAGAAUUGACUACUUCUACUUACACUUCCACCGACUCUGAAGGUAAUGUUACCACCGGUACCACUACCUACCCAGUUUCCCACACCAGUGAAGAAGAAUUGACUACUUCUACUUACACUUCCACCGACUCUGAAGGUAAUGUUACCACCGGUACCACUACCUACCCAGUCUCCCACACCACUGAAGAAGAAUUGACUACUUCUACUUACACUUCCACCGACUCUGAAGGUAAUGUUACCACCGGUACUACCACCUACCCAGUCUCCCACACCACUGAAGAAGAAUUGACUACUUCUACUUACACUUCCACCGACUCUGAAGGUAAUGUUACCACCGGUACCACUACCUACCCAGUCUCCCACACCACUGAAGAAGAAUUGACUACUUCUACUUACACUUCCACCGACUCUGAAGGUAAUGUUACCACCGGUACCACUACCUACCCAGUCUCCCACACCACUGAAGAAGAAUUGACUACUUCUACUUACACUUCCACCGACUCUGAAGGUAAUGUUACAACCGGUACCACUACCUACCCAGUCUCCCACACCAGUGAAGAAGAAUUGACUACUUCUACUUACACUUCCACCGACUCUGAAGGUAAUGUUACCACCGGUACCACUACCUACCCAGUCUCCCACACCACUGAAGAAGAAUUGACUACUUCUACUUACACUUCCACCGACUCUGAAGGUAAUGUUACCACCGGUACUACCACCUACCCAGUCUCCCACACCACUGAAGAAGAAUUGACUACUUCUACUUACACUUCCACCGACUCUGAAGGUAAUGUUACCACCGGUACCACUACCUACCCAGUCUCCCACACCACUGAAGAAGAAUUGACUACUUCUACUUACACUUCCACCGACUCUGAAGGUAAUGUUACAACCGGUACCACUACCUACCCAGUCUCCCACACCAGUGAAGAAGAAUUGACUACUUCUACUUACACUUCCACCGACUCUGAAGGUAAUGUUACCACCGGUACCACUACCUACCCAGUCUCCCACACCAGUGAAGAAGAAUUGACUACUUCUACUUACACUUCCACCGACUCUGAAGGUAAUGUUACCACCGGUACCACUACCUACCCAGUCUCCCACACCACUGAAGAAGAAUUGACUACUUCUACUUACACUUCCACCGACUCUGAAGGUAAUGUUACCACCGGUACCACUACCUACCCAGUCUCCCACACCACUGAAGAAGAAUUGACUACUUCUACUUACACUUCCACCGACUCUGAAGGUAAUGUUACCACCGGUACCACUACCUACCCAGUCUCCCACACCACUGAAGAAGAAUUGACUACUUCUACUUACACUUCCACCGACUCUGAAGGUAAUGUUACCACCGGUACCACUACCUACCCAGUCUCCCACACCAGUGAAGAAGAAUUGACUACUUCUACUUACACUUCCACCGACUCUGAAGGUAAUGUUACCACCGGUACCACUACCUACCCAGUCUCCCACACCAGUGAAGAAGAAUUGACUACUUCUACUUACACUUCCACCGACUCUGAAGGUAAUGUUACCACCGGUACCACUACCUACCCAGUCUCCCACACCAGUGAAGAAGAAUUGACUACUUCUACUUACACUUCCACCGAUUCUGAAGGUAAUGUUACCACCGGUACCACUACCUACCCAGUCUCCCACACCAGUGAAGAAGAAUUGACUACUUCUACUUACACUUCCACCGACUCUGAAGGUAAUGUUACCACCGGUACCACUACCUACCCAGUCUCCCACACCAGUGAAGAAGAAUUGACUACUUCUACUUACACUUCCACCGACUCUGAAGGUAAUGUUACCACCGGUACCACUACCUACCCAGUCUCCCACACCACUGAAGAAGAAUUGACUACUUCUACUUACACUUCCACCGACUCUGAAGGUAAUGUUACCACCGGUACCACUACCUACCCAGUCUCCCACACCAGUGAAGAAGAAUUGACUACUUCUACUUACACUUCCACCGAUUCUGAAGGUAAUGUUACCACCGGUACCACUACCUACCCAGUCUCCCACACCACUGAAGAAGAAUUGACUACUUCUACUUACACUUCCACCGACUCUGAAGGUAAUGUUACCACCGGUACCACUACCUACCCAGUUUCCCACACCAGUGAAGAAGAAUUGACUACUUCUACUUACACUUCCACCGACUCUGAAGGUAAUGUUACCACCGGUACCACUACCUACCCAGUCUCCCACACCACUGAAGAAGAAUUGACUACUUCUACUUACACUUCCACCGACUCUGAAGGUAAUGUUACCACCGGUACCACUACCUACCCAGUCUCCCACACCACUGAAGAAGAAUUGACUACUUCUACUUACACUUCCACCGACUCUGAAGGUAAUGUUACCACCGGUACCACUACCUACCCAGUCUCCCACACCACUGAAGAAGAAUUGACUACUUCUACUUACACUUCCACCGACUCUGAAGGUAAUGUUACCACCGGUACCACUACCUACCCAGUCUCCCACACCACUGAAGAAGAAUUGACUACUUCUACUUACACUUCCACCGACUCUGAAGGUAAUGUUACAACCGGUACCACUACCUACCCAGUCUCCCACACCAGUGAAGAAGAAUUGACUACUUCUACUUACACUUCCACCGACUCUGAAGGUAAUGUUACCACCGGUACCACUACCUACCCAGUCUCCCACACCACUGAAGAAGAAUUGACUACUUCUACUUACACUUCCACCGACUCUGAAGGUAAUGUUACCACCGGUACCACUACCUACCCAGUCUCCCACACCACUGAAGAAGAAUUGACUACUUCUACUUACACUUCCACCGACUCUGAAGGUAAUGUUACCACCGGUACCACUACCUACCCAGUCUCCCACACCACUGAAGAAGAAUUGACUACUUCUACUUACACUUCCACCGACUCUGAAGGUAAUGUUACCACCGGUACCACUACCUACCCAGUCUCCCACACCACUGAAGAAGAAUUGACUACUUCUACUUACACUUCCACCGAUUCUGAAGGUAAUGUUACCACCGGUACCACUACCUACCCAGUCUCCCACACCACUGAAGAAGAAUUGACUACUUCUACUUACACUUCCACCGACUCUGAAGGUAAUGUUACCACCGGUACCACUACCUACCCAGUCUCCCACACCAGUGAAGAAGAAUUGACUACUUCUACUUACACUUCCACCGACUCUGAAGGUAAUGUUACCACCGGUACCACUACCUACCCAGUCUCCCACACCAGUGAAGAAGAAUUGACUACUUCUACUUACACUUCCACCGACUCUGAAGGUAAUGUUACCACCGGUACCACUACCUACCCAGUCUCCCACACCACUGAAGAAGAAUUGACUACUUCUACUUACACUUCCACCGACUCUGAAGGUAAUGUUACCACCGGUACCACUACCUACCCAGUCUCCCACACCACUGAAGAAGAAUUGACUACUUCUACUUACACUUCCACCGACUCUGAAGGUAAUGUUACCACCGGUACCACUACCUACCCAGUCUCCCACACCACUGAAGAAGAAUUGACUACUUCUACUUACACUUCCACCGACUCUGAAGGUAAUGUUACCACCGGUACUACCACCUACCCAGUCUCCCACACCACUGAAGAAGAAUUGACUACUUCUACUUACACUUCCACCGACUCUGAAGGUAAUGUUACCACCGGUACCACUACCUACCCAGUCUCCCACACCACUGAAGAAGAAUUGACUACUUCUACUUACACUUCCACCGACUCUGAAGGUAAUGUUACCACCGGUACCACUACCUACCCAGUCUCCCACACCACUGAAGAAGAAUUGACUACUUCUACUUACACUUCCACCGACUCUGAAGGUAAUGUUACCACCGGUACCACUACCUACCCAGUCUCCCACACCAGUGAAGAAGAAUUGACUACUUCUACUUACACUUCCACCGACUCUGAAGGUAAUGUUACCACCGGUACCACUACCUACCCAGUCUCCCACACCACUGAAGAAGAAUUGACCACUUCUACUUACACUUCCACCGACUCUGAAGGUAAUGUUACCACCGGUACCACUACCUACCCAGUCUCCCACACCACUGAAGAAGAAUUGACUACUUCUACUUACACUUCCACCGACUCUGAAGGUAAUGUUACCACCGGUACCACUACCUACCCAGUCUCCCACACCAGUGAAGAAGAAUUGACUACUUCUACUUACACUUCCACCGACUCUGAAGGUAAUGUUACCACCGGUACCACUACCUACCCAGUCUCCCACACCACUGAAGAAGAAUUGACUACUUCUACUUACACUUCCACCGACUCUGAAGGUAAUGUUACCACCGGUACCACUACCUACCCAGUCUCCCACACCACUGAAGAAGAAUUGACUACUUCUACUUACACUUCCACCGACUCUGAAGGUAAUGUUACCACCGGUACCACUACCUACCCAGUCUCCCACACCACUGAAGAAGAAUUGACUACUUCUACUUACACUUCCACCGACUCUGAAGGUAAUGUUACCACCGGUACCACUACCUACCCAGUCUCCCACACCAGUGAAGAAGAAUUGACUACUUCUACUUACACUUCCACCGACUCUGAAGGUAAUGUUACCACCGGUACCACUACCUACCCAGUCUCCCACACCACUGAAGAAGAAUUGACUACUUCUACUUACACUUCCACCGACUCUGAAGGUAAUGUUACCACCGGUACCACUACCUACCCAGUCUCCCACACCACUGAAGAAGAAUUGACUACUUCUACUUACACUUCCACCGACUCUGAAGGUAAUGUUACCACCGGUACCACUACCUACCCAGUCUCCCACACCAGUGAAGAAGAAUUGACUACUUCUACUUACACUUCCACCGACUCUGAAGGUAAUGUUACCACCGGUACCACUACCUACCCAGUCUCCCACACCACUGAAGAAGAAUUGACUACUUCUACUUACACUUCCACCGACUCUGAAGGUAAUGUUACCACCGGUACCACUACCUACCCAGUCUCUCACACCAGUGAAGAAGAAGUCACCACUUCUACUUACACUUCCACCGACUCUGAAGGUAAUGUUACCACCGGUACCACUACCUACCCAGUCUCUCACACUUCUGAAGAAGAAUUGACUACUUCUACUUACACUUCCACCGACUCUGAAGGUAAUGUUACCACCGGUACCACUACCUACCCAGUCUCUCACACUUCUGAAGAAGAAGUCACCACUUCUACUUACACUUCCACCGACUCUGAAGGUAAUGUUACCACUGGUACCACUACCUACCCAGUCUCUCACACCAGUGAAGAAGAAGUCACCACUUCUACUUACACUUCCACCGACUCUGAAGGUAAUGUUACCACCGGUACCACUACCUACCCAGUCUCUCACACCAGUGAAGAAGAAGUCACCACUUCUACUUACACUUCCACCGACUCUGAAGGUAAUGUUACCACCGGUACCACUACCUACCCAGUCUCUCACACCAGUGAAGAAGAAUUGACUACUUCUACUUACACUUCCACCGACUCUGAAGGUAAUGUUACCACCGGUACCACUACCUACCCAGUCUCUCACACCAGUGAAGAAGAAUUGACUACUUCUACUUACACUUCCACCGACUCUGAAGGUAAUGUUACCACCGGUACCACUACCUACCCAGUCUCUCACACCAGUGAAGAAGAAGUCACCACUUCUACUUACACUUCCACCGACUCUGAAGGUAAUGUUACCACCGGUACCACUACCUACCCAGUCUCUCACACCAGUGAAGAAGAAGUCACCACUUCUACUUACACUUCCACCGACUCUGAAGGUAAUGUUACCACCGGUACCACUACCUACCCAGUCUCUCACACCAGUGAAGAAGAAUUGACUACUUCUACUUACACUUCCACCGACUCUGAAGGUAAUGUUACCACCGGUACCACUACCUACCCAGUAUCUCACACUUCUGAAGAAGAAGUCACCACUUCUACUUACACUUCCACCGACUCUGAAGGUAAUGUUACCACCGGUACCACUACCUACCCAGUCUCUCACACCAGUGAAGAAGAAGUCACCACUUCUACUUACACUUCCACUGACUCUGAAGGUAAUGUUACCACCGGUACCACUACCUACCCAGUCUCUCACACCAGUGAAGAAGAAUUGACUACUUCUACUUACACUUCCACCGACUCUGAAGGUAAUGUUACCACCGGUACCACUACCUACCCAGUCUCUCACACCAGUGAAGAAGAAGUCACCACUUCUACUUACACUUCCACCGACUCUGAAGGUAAUGUUACCACCGGUACCACUACCUACCCAGUCUCUCACACCAGUGAAGAAGAAUUGACUACUUCUACUUACACUUCCACCGACUCUGAAGGUAAUGUUACCACUGGUACCACUACCUACCCAGUCUCUCACACCAGUGAAGAAGAAUUGACAACUUCUACUUACAUUUCCACCGACUCUGAAGGUAAUGUUACCACCGGUACCAUUACCUACCCAGUCUCUCACACCAGUGAAGAAGAAUUGACUACUUCUACUUACACUUCCACCGACUCUGAAGGUAAUGUUACCACCGGUACCACUACCUACCCAGUCUCUCACACCAGUGAAGAAGAAGUCACCACUUCUACUUACACUUCCACCGACUCUGAAGGUAAUGUUACCACCGGUACCACUACCUACCCAGUCUCUCACACCAGUGAAGAAGAAGUCACCACUUCUACUUACACUUCCACCGACUCUGAAGGUAAUGUUACCACCGGUACCACUACCUACCCAGUCUCUCACACCAGUGAAGAAGAAGUCACCACUUCUACUUACACUUCCACCGACUCUGAAGGUAAUGUUACCACCGGUACCACUACCUACCCAGUCUCUCACACCAGUGAAGAAGAAUUGACUACUUCUACUUACACUUCCACCGACUCUGAAGGUAAUGUUACCACCGGUACCACUACCUACCCAGUCUCUCACACCAGUGAAGAAGAAUUGACUACUUCUACUUACACUUCCACCGACUCUGAAGGUAAUGUUACCACCGGUACCACUACCUACCCAGUCUCUCACACCAGUGAAGAAGAAUUGACUACUUCUACUUACACUUCCACCGACUCUGAAGGUAAUGUUACCACCGGUACCACUACCUACCCAGUCUCUCACACCAGUGAAGAAGAAGUCACCACUUCUACUUACACUUCCACCGACUCUGAAGGUAAUGUUACCACCGGUACCACUACCUACCCAGUCUCUCACACUUCUGAAGAAGAAGUCACCACUUCUACUUACACUUCCACUGACUCUGAAGGUAAUGUUACCACCGGUACCACUACCUACCCAGUCUCUCACACCAGUGAAGAAGAAUUGACUACUUCUACUUACACUUCCACCGACUCUGAAGGUAAUGUUACCACCGGUACCACUACCUACCCAGUCUCUCACACCAGUGAAGAAGAAUUGACUACUUCUACUUACACUUCCACCGACUCUGAAGGUAAUGUUACCACCGGUACCACUACCUACCCAGUCUCCCACACCAGUGAAGAAGAAGUCACCACUUCUACUUACACUUCCACCGACUCUGAAGGUAAUGUUACCACCGGUACCACUACCUACCCAGUCUCUCACACCAGUGAAGAAGAAUUGACUACUUCUACUUACACUUCCACCGACUCUGAAGGUAAUGUUACCACCGGUACCACCACCUACCCAGUCUCUCACACUUCUGAAGAAGAAUUGACUACUUCUACUUACACUUCCACCGACUCUGAAGGUAAUGUUACCACCGGUACUACUACCUACCCAGUCUCUCACACUUCUGAAGAAGAAGUCACCACUUCUACCUACACUUCCACUGACUCUGAAGGUAAUGUUACCACCGGUACCACCACCUACCCAGUCUCUCACACCAGUGAAGAAGAAGUCACCACUUCUACUUACACUUCCACCGACUCUGAAGGUAAUGUUACCACCGGUACUACUACCUACCCAGUCUCCCACACCAGUGAAGAAGAAUUGACUACUUCUACUUACACUUCCACCGACUCUGAAGGUAAUGUUACCACCGGUACUACUACCUACCCAGUCUCCCACACCAGUGAAGAAGAAUUGACUACUUCUACUUACACUUCCACCGACUCUGAAGGUAAUGUUACCACCGGUACCACCACCUACCCAGUCUCUCACACUUCUGAAGAAGAAGUCACCACUUCUACUUACACUUCCACCGACUCUGAAGGUAAUGUUACCACCGGUACUACUACCUACCCAGUCUCCCACACCAGUGAAGAAGAAUUGACUACUUCUACUUACACUUCCACCGACUCUGAAGGUAAUGUUACCACCGGUACCACCACCUACCCAGUCUCCCACACCAGUGAAGAAGAAUUGACUACUUCUACUUACACUUCCACCGACUCUGAAGGUAAUGUUACCACCGGUACUACUACCUACCCAGUCUCCCACACUUCUGAAGAAGAAGUAACCACUUCUACUUACACUUCCACCGACUCUGAAGGUAAUGUUACCACCGGUACCACCACCUACCCAGUCUCCCACACUUCUGAAGAAGAAGUCACCACUUCUACUUACACUUCCACCGACUCUGAAGGUAAUGUUACCACCGGUACCACCACCUACCCAGUCUCUCACACCAGUGAAGAAGAAUUGACUACUUCUACUUACACUUCCACCGACUCUGAAGGUAAUGUUACCACCGGUACCACCACCUACCCAGUCUCUCACACCAGUGAAGAAGAAUUGGCUACUUCUACCUACACUUCCACCGACUCUGAAGGUAAUGUUACCACCGGUACCACCACCUACCCAGUCUCCCACACCACUGAAGAAGAAUUGACUACUUCUACUUACACUUCCACCGACUCUGAAGGUAAUGUUACCACCGGUACCACUACCUACCCAGUCUCCCACACCACUGAAGAAGAAUUGACUACUUCUACUUACACUUCCACCGACUCUGAAGGUAAUGUUACCACCGGUACCACUACCUACCCAGUCUCCCACACCAGUGAAGAAGAAUUGACUACUUCUACUUACACUUCCACCGACUCUGAAGGUAAUGUUACCACCGGUACCACUACCUACCCAGUCUCCCACACCACUGAAGAAGAAUUGACUACUUCUACUUACACUUCCACCGACUCUGAAGGUAAUGUUACCACCGGUACCACUACCUACCCAGUCUCCCACACCAGUGAAGAAGAAUUGACUACUUCUACUUACACUUCCACCGACUCUGAAGGUAAUGUUACCACCGGUACCACUACCUACCCAGUCUCCCACACCAGUGAAGAAGAAUUGACUACUUCUACUUACACUUCCACCGACUCUGAAGGUAAUGUUACCACCGGUACCACUACCUACCCAGUCUCCCACACCACUGAAGAAGAAUUGACUACUUCUACUUACACUUCCACCGACUCUGAAGGUAAUGUUACCACCGGUACCACUACCUACCCAGUCUCCCACACCACUGAAGAAGAAUUGACUACUUCUACUUACACUUCCACCGACUCUGAAGGUAAUGUUACCACCGGUACCACUACCUACCCAGUCUCCCACACCACUGAAGAAGAAUUGACUACUUCUACUUACACUUCCACCGACUCUGAAGGUAAUGUUACCACCGGUACCACUACCUACCCAGUCUCCCACACCACUGAAGAAGAAUUGACUACUUCUACUUACACUUCCACCGACUCUGAAGGUAAUGUUACCACCGGUACCACUACCUACCCAGUCUCCCACACCACUGAAGAAGAAUUGACUACUUCUACUUACACUUCCACCGACUCUGAAGGUAAUGUUACCACCGGUACCACUACCUACCCAGUCUCCCACACCACUGAAGAAGAAUUGACUACUUCUACUUACACUUCCACCGACUCUGAAGGUAAUGUUACCACCGGUACCACUACCUACCCAGUCUCCCACACCACUGAAGAAGAAUUGACUACUUCUACUUACACUUCCACCGACUCUGAAGGUAAUGUUACCACCGGUACCACUACCUACCCAGUCUCUCACACCAGUGAAGAAGAAUUGACUACUUCUACUUACACUUCCACCGACUCUGAAGGUAAUGUUACCACCGGUACCACUACCUACCCAGUCUCUCACACCAGUGAAGAAGAAUUGACUACUUCUACUUACACUUCCACUGACUCUGAAGGUAAUGUUACCACUGGUACCACUACCUACCCAGUCUCUCACACCAGUGAAGAAGAAGUCACCACUUCUACUUACACUUCCACUGACUCUGAAGGUAAUGUUACCACCGGAACCACUACCUACCCAGUCUCUCACACCAGUGAAGAAGAAUUGACUACUUCUACUUACAUUUCCACCGACUCUGAAGGUAAUGUUACCACCGGUACCACUACCUACCCAGUCUCUCACACCAGUGAAGAAGAAUUGACUACUUCUACUUACACUUCCACUGACUCUGAAGGUAAUGUUACCACCGGUACCACUACCUACCCAGUCUCUCACACCAGUGAAGAAGAAUUGACUACUUCUACUUACACUUCCACCGACUCUGAAGGUAAUGUUACCACCGGUACCACUACCUACCCAGUCUCUCACACUUCUGAAGAAGAAGUCACCACUUCUACUUACACUUCCACCGACUCUGAAGGUAAUGUUACAACCGGUACCACUACCUACCCAGUCUCUCACACCAGUGAAGAAGAAUUGACUACUUCUACUUACACUUCCACCGACUCUGAAGGUAAUGUUACCACCGGAACCACUACCUACCCAGUCUCUCACACCAGUGAAGAAGAAUUGACUACUUCUACUUACACUUCCACCGACUCUGAAGGUAAUGUUACCACCGGUACCACUACCUACCCAGUCUCUCACACCAGUGAAGAAGAAUUGACUACUUCUACUUACACUUCCACCGACUCUGAAGGUAAUGUUACCACCGGUACCACUACCUACCCAGUCUCUCACACCAGUGAAGAAGAAUUGACUACUUCUACUUACACUUCCACCGACUCUGAAGGUAAUGUUACCACCGGUACCACUACCUACCCAGUCUCUCACACUUCUGAAGAAGAAUUGACUACUUCUACUUACACUUCCACCGACUCUGAAGGUAAUGUUACCACCGGUACCACUACCUACCCAGUCUCUCACACCAGUGAAGAAGAAGUCACCACUUCUACUUACACUUCCACCGACUCUGAAGGUAAUGUUACCACCGGUACCACUACCUACCCAGUCUCUCACACCAGUGAAGAAGAAUUGACUACUUCUACUUACACUUCCACCGACUCUGAAGGUAAUGUUACCACCGGUACCACUACCUACCCAGUCUCUCACACCAGUGAAGAAGAAUUGACUACUUCUACUUACACUUCCACCGACUCUGAAGGUAAUGUUACCACCGGUACCACUACCUACCCAGUCUCUCACACCAGUGAAGAAGAAUUGACUACUUCUACUUACACUUCCACCGACUCUGAAGGUAAUGUUACCACCGGUACCACUACCUACCCAGUCUCUCACACUUCUGAAGAAGAAGUCACCACUUCUACUUACACUUCCACCGACUCUGAAGGUAAUGUUACCACCGGUACCACUACCUACCCAGUCUCUCACACCAGUGAAGAAGAAUUGACUACUUCUACUUACACUUCCACCGACUCUGAAGGUAAUGUUACCACCGGUACCACUACCUACCCAGUCUCUCACACUUCUGAAGAAGAAGUCACCACUUCUACUUACACUUCCACCGACUCUGAAGGUAAUGUUACCACCGGUACCACUACCUACCCAGUCUCUCACACCAGUGAAGAAGAAUUGACUACUUCUACUUACACUUCCACUGACUCUGAAGGUAAUGUUACCACCGGUACCACUACCUACCCAGUCUCUCACACCAGUGAAGAAGAAUUGACUACUUCUACUUACACUUCCACUGACUCUGAAGGUAAUGUUACCACCGGUACCACUACCUACCCAGUCUCUCACACCAGUGAAGAAGAAGUCACCACUUCUACUUACACUUCCACCGACUCUGAAGGUAAUGUUACCACCGGUACCACUACCUACCCAGUCUCUCACACCAGUGAAGAAGAAUUGACUACUUCUACUUACACUUCCACCGACUCUGAAGGUAAUGUUACCACCGGUACCACUACCUACCCAGUCUCUCACACCAGUGAAGAAGAAUUGACUACUUCUACUUACACUUCCACCGACUCUGAAGGUAAUGUUACCACCGGUACCACUACCUACCCAGUCUCUCACACCAGUGAAGAAGAAUUGACUACUUCUACUUACACUUCCACCGACUCUGAAGGUAAUGUUACCACCGGUACCACUACCUACCCAGUCUCUCACACUUCUGAAGAAGAAGUCACCACUUCUACUUACACUUCCACCGACUCUGAAGGUAAUGUUACCACCGGUACCACUACCUACCCAGUCUCUCACACCAGUGAAGAAGAAUUGACUACUUCUACUUACACUUCCACCGACUCUGAAGGUAAUGUUACCACCGGUACCACUACCUACCCAGUCUCUCACACCAGUGAAGAAGAAGUCACCACUUCUACUUACACUUCCACCGACUCUGAAGGUAAUGUUACCACCGGUACCACUACCUACCCAGUCUCUCACACCAGUGAAGAAGAAUUGACUACUUCUACUUACACUUCCACCGACUCUGAAGGUAAUGUUACCACCGGUACCACUACCUACCCAGUCUCUCACACCAGUGAAGAAGAAGUCACCACUUCUACUUACACUUCCACUGACUCUGAAGGUAAUGUUACCACCGGUACCACUACCUACCCAGUCUCUCACACCAGUGAAGAAGAAGUCACCACUUCUACUUACACUUCCACCGACUCUGAAGGUAAUGUUACCACCGGUACCACUACCUACCCAGUCUCUCACACCAGUGAAGAAGAAGUCACCACUUCUACUUACACUUCCACCGACUCUGAAGGUAAUGUUACCACUGGUACCACUACCUACCCAGUCUCUCACACCAGUGAAGAAGAAGUGACUACUUCUACUUACACUUCUACCGACUCUGAAGGCAAUGUUACCACCGGUACCACUACCUACCCAGUCUCUCACACCAGUGAAGAAGAAGUCACCACUUCUACUUACACUUCCACCGACUCUGAAGGUAAUGUUACCACCGGUACCACUACCUACCCAGUCUCUCACACCAGUGAAGAAGAAUUGACUACUUCUACUUACACUUCCACUGACUCUGAAGGUAAUGUUACCACCGGUACCACUACCUACCCAGUCUCUCACACCAGUGAAGAAGAAGUCACCACUUCUACUUACACUUCCACCGACUCUGAAGGUAAUGUUACCACUGGUACCACUACCUACCCAGUCUCUCACACUUCUGAAGAAGAAGUCACCACUUCUACUUACACUUCCACCGACUCUGAAGGUAAUGUUACAACCGGUACCACUACCUACCCAGUCUCUCACACCAGUGAAGAAGAAGUCACCACUUCUACUUACACUUCCACCGACUCUGAAGGUAAUGUUACCACCGGUACCACUACCUACCCAGUCUCUCACACCAGUGAAGAAGAAUUGACUACUUCUACUUACACUACCACCGACUCUGAAGGUAAUGUUACCACCGGUACCACUACCUACCCAGUCUCUCACACCAGUGAAGAAGAAUUGACUACUUCUACUUACACUUCCACCGACUCUGAAGGUAAUGUUACCACCGGUACCACUACCUACCCAGUCUCUCACACUUCUGAAGAAGAAUUGACUACUUCUACUUACACUUCCACCGACUCUGAAGGUAAUGUUACCACCGGUACCACUACCUACCCAGUCUCUCACACCAGUGAAGAAGAAUUGACUACUUCUACUUACACUUCCACUGACUCUGAAGGUAAUGUUACCACCGGUACCACUACCUACCCAGUCUCUCACACUUCUGAAGAAGAAUUGACUACUUCUACUUACACUUCCACUGACUCUGAAGGUAAUGUUACCACCGGUACCACUACCUACCCAGUCUCUCACACCAGUGAAGAAGAAGUCACCACUUCUACUUACACUUCUACCGAUUCUGAAGGUAAUGUUACCACCGGUACCACUACCUAC
Messenger RNA from Vanderwaltozyma polyspora DSM 70294, 14157 nucleotides. RefSeq lists its product as uncharacterized. The transcript has a single exon. Lineage: Eukaryota; Fungi; Ascomycota; Saccharomycetes; Saccharomycetales; Saccharomycetaceae. The record is from RefSeq and is a predicted model, not a curated record. The annotation marks the transcript as partial.